AAUUAAAUGAAAAAGUGAGGUUAGAUAAAUAUAAACAAAGCACAUGAGUACAUGAGAGUCAAUAGUCAAUGAAUAAGUUUUUCAUGAUUAAAGUAAGGAAAAUAGAGUGAUGAUAUUUCAUAUAAACUGAAUUCUGUAAAUAUUAGAGACUUAUAAUGGCUCAACAAUACAAGUCUCUACAUCCUGUAAAAUACUACAGAGACUAUUUGUCACACGAAAUUCGCCCAGAUGGUAGAGAAUUUAAUAAAUUUAGACCCAUUCUACUCAACGUCGGAACAAUAGAUACAGCAGAUGGAUCAGCUAUUGCUAAAGUUGGCAAUACUACUGUAGUUUGUGGUAUUAAAGCUGAACUCUGUAAACCUAAAGCAGAUGCACCAGACAAAGGAUUUUUGGUUCCAAAUUUAGAAUUGCCUCCUCUAUGUUCCUCAAAAUUUAGGCCAGGACCACCCAGUGACCAAGCUCAAGUUCUUACACAACUCAUAGCAGAGAUCAUAGAUAAUUCCAAGUGUAUCAAUUUGAAAGAUUUAUGUAUAUGUAAUGAUAAGCUGGUUUGGUGUCUUUAUGUGGAUUUUGUUUGUCUAGAUUUUGAUGGAUCAGUAGUUGAUACAUGCCUAGUUAGUUUCUUAGGAGCAAUUAAAACUAUUACACUACCAUUUAUUGAUUAUGAUCCAGCUUUAGACAACAUACAAGUAAACUUAGAAGACAGAAAGCACAUUGAAAUAUAUAAUACCCCAGUAUCUACCACUUUUGCAGUAUUUGAUGACAAAGUGAUUUUGAAAGAUCCUACGUUAGAAGAAGAAAGUUUGUGUUCUGGUAUUUUAACUAUCGUUUUUAAAGAUGAAGAGUUGUGCUGCGUUCAUAAACCAGGAGGCAGCCCAUUAAAUCAAGAAGAAAUUCAACAAUGCAUUAAGGAAUCAAAAGAGAGAACUCCACUUAUUAAGAAUUUAAUAGAGACAGCCGUAAAAGAUUAUUCAAAGACAUAAAUACUUAUUUUGAUGUUAUAUAAUAAAGCAUUUUAUACAUA
Molecule: messenger RNA, 1024 nt
Organism: Diabrotica balteata
Lineage: Eukaryota; Metazoa; Arthropoda; Insecta; Coleoptera; Chrysomelidae
Source: the annotation of a GenBank genome assembly